Molecule: messenger RNA, 2031 nt
Organism: Phytophthora infestans T30-4
Lineage: Eukaryota; Oomycota; Peronosporomycetes; Peronosporales; Peronosporaceae
Product: peroxisomal acyl-coenzyme A oxidase 1, putative
Exons: 1
Coding region: 1-2031 (676 amino acids)
Biological process (GO): lipid homeostasis; fatty acid beta-oxidation using acyl-CoA oxidase
Cellular component (GO): peroxisome
Molecular function (GO): FAD binding; acyl-CoA oxidase activity; fatty acid binding
Source: RefSeq, a predicted model, not a curated record
AUGGCGUCUGUGUCAUCCGUUCCGCUGCACGACCUGGCUCCGCUACUCCUACGUCGCGAGCGGCAAUGCAGCGAUAUCGACGUGGACUUGCUGGCUGACGCUUUGCGUGGAGGUCGCGAGGUCAAUCGCCGUCGCAAAUUGAUGGUGGAGUUGGUGCGUCGUCAUCCAGUGCUGUCCCAGCGGAAUUCCAUGUUCCAGAACCACGAGCAACGCUGCGCUAAAGGCUUGAAGAAGGCUUAUCACUAUAUCAAGCUAGUGCAAGAUCAACGCAUCGACGACCCACGCGACCAGGAGGAAUUGUACGUGGCAUUGGGCGAGCGUUUGCCACUCGAAGUGCAUCGUGCCAUGUUCAUCCCGACGCUCGAGAACCAAGCGGACAAUGGGCAACAAGCCAAGUGGUUGCCGCUUGCUAGAGGCUACAAGAUUAUAGGUGCCUAUGCGCAAACGGAAUUGGGCCAUGGUUCCAAUGUGCAGGGCUUAGAAACCACGGCAGUGUACGACAAGGAGACGCAGACUUUCAUCCUCAACUCUCCAACGUUGACGAGUCGAAAAUGGUGGCCAGGAGGUCUAGGCAAGACCGCGACGCAUGCCAUUGUACAUGCCAAGCUACAGAUUGACGGAGACGACGAAGGUGUCCAGGCAUUCAUUGUGCAUUUAAGGUCAUUGGAGGACCACUCUCCUCUACCUGGGAUUGAGCUGGGGGAUAUCGGACCGAAGGUGGGUUUCAAGUCGCUGGACAACGGAUACGCAGUCUUCCGUAACGUGAGAAUCCCACGACGAAACAUGCUCAUGAAGUAUGCAAAAGUGCGGAAAGAUGGCACGUUCAUCAAGCCCAAGAACUCCAAACUGGUGUACUUGACCAUGACACAAGUUCGAGCUUAUUUGAUCUUAAAACUGAGCUUCGUUCUAGGAGCAGCGACGACGAUCACGACGCGAUUCAGCGCUGCUCGUGUGCAAGGAAAGAAAGCGACGAGCAGUGAUGACAUGAUCAAGGAGUAUCAGGUGUUGGACUACCAGAACCAACAGCACGUGCUUCUACCAUUGCUAUCACUGGCCUAUGCUGCCAAUUUCGCUGGUAGAGCGAUAACAGCACUGCAUGACGACACAUUGGACUUAGUGACGCGAGGUCACGGCUCUUUUACAACGCAAAUUGCAGAGAUCCACGCGAUAUCUUCUGGUUUGAAGGCGUUCCUGGCAGAUCGAGUGAAUGAUGGUAUCGAGCAAUGUCGUCGACUGUGUGGAGGUUCUGGCUUCCUGCAGUCUAGCAACUUGGCGCAUCUUCUUGCAGAGAACGUGGGUGCAUGCACAUUUGAAGGCACCUUCGACGUGCUGGUGCAACAACAUGCUCGUUAUCUCUUAAAGGCACAUGCUCGUCUACGUCGCAGUGAAGCAACUCGAGGAGAUUACGAAGAGACUCCCACCAGCUUCCUGCGCUUCACUGAGCUGUACAUUCGUCCUGGUCUUCGAUGCAAUGCUCAUCGUGCUGAAGACUUCGGAAAGCUCCACGUACUGACGGAUGCGUUCGAGGUACGAGCGGCUCGUUCGAUACAGCGACUUGCUGAGGCAAUGGCUUCAUCCGGAAACGACAGAAACGCGUGCAUGAUGCUCAUGACCACUGUCUCGACACAUCACGCUGAGCUGAUGUUACUCAAGUCUUUCGUCUCAGGUGUGUACGCUUUGCCCGCAGGGAAGACGAAGGCAGCGGUUGCGCAGCUCUGUCAGCUCUUUGGAGCGUCGCUGUUAGUGAGAGGACUGGGAGACUUCCGCCAGGACGACUAUUUCUCCCACGCUCAAGGGGGAAUGGUGCACCAGCAGCUACAAAAGUUGCUGAGUCCAGUGCGCCGUAAUGCUGUCCGACUGACGGAUGCCUGGGACUUUAGCGACUUUGAGCUCAACUCAACUAUCGGUCGCUACGACGGAGAUAUCUACCGUGCUCUAGUGGAACAAACAAAGCGCGAGCCUCUGAAUGCCUCCGAAGUGGUCGAUGAGUACGACAAGUAUCUGCGUCCCCUUAUCCAGUCAGCACUGUAG